CCUCAGCACAGCAACAAAUCGUUGCAGCCCCAAUAUAAAGGCCAGGAAGAAAUAGAGAACAAACAGACGUUAGAGACAUGCUCUGAACUCAAACACCCAAUUCUUAUCCCUCCAGUCCCUCUAACCAAGGCGACUCGUGUCCGCCAAGGCACACGGCAGUUGCCCCAAACUAACGAUGCCGUAGCCCGUAGCCGCCUCCACAGUGAACAGUUCACACCCUAGCGACCACGGGCGGAGCCGGCCAAAUGCAAGCUCUUCCACCGCGCGCAUCUGCAGCACAACCAUAGUCGCCGCGCACCGCCCAGGCUCUACCACCGUCAAAUCGACGGCCAUAAAAGAAAGGCGGAACAAAAGAGGGACAGGCUAACAAUACAUCUCGUCACUGAGGAUCUGGAUGAGAGCAAUUCCUUAUUAGCAAUUCCAUAUCUAUAUGAGCACUUGGCAGUUGGCAAGUUACAAGGAUCCUCUUUUCCCUUCUUGCUGGAAAAAACGAUCCAAAAGUCCAAAUCAACCAGCCAAAGUUUGCAGGAUUUCCAGUUUGAUCAAGCAACGGAGGUAGAGUGACAAGAGAAUGGCAGAGACUGCAAUUCUUCUAGCCAUAAAGAAGAUAAGUAUAGCUGUGGCAGGAGAAAUGUUAAGCCUGUCAAGACCCAUUAUUGCAAAAAAAUCUGAACUAGUCGUAGCACUUCCGACUAACAUGGAAUUGGUGAAGGAUGAACUUGAGAUUAUAAAUGCAUUUCUCAAGAAAGUUAAAACUCGGGAUUGCCGUGAUAAUGUCUUGGAAACUUGGAUAACCCAAGUCAGGAGGUUGGCAUAUGACAUUGAAGAUAUUGUGGAUCAGUUCAUAUAUGUUGUUGGUGAACACCAGGGUAAGGGAUUCUGGGGUAAUUUAAAGAAAUUUGUCAAGAAACCAGAGUCUUUGUUUUCAUUGGAUAGGGUUGCUACUGAGGUUGAAAAGGUAAAACUGAAGCUCAAGGAACUGUCAAGUAGGAGAGACCGCUGGGUACAAUCAACGAUUUGCAGACCCGAUGCUGAGAUACCAAACUAUGACGAUGAACAAGGAGUGUACCAAUUCAGGCAUAGCCAAGUACCAGAUUAUGACGACAAUGAGCUUGUAGGUGUUGAUGAAUACAGAGAAACCCUCACAAAGCUAUUGUACUCUGAACAUUGUUCUCUGCGCAUUGUUGCUGUUUGUGGUAUGGGUGGCUUGGGCAAAAGUUGUCUUGUUUACAAUGUCUUCAAGAGAGAGCGGUCUCAUUUUGAUUGCUCUUCAUGGAUUUCUGUAUCACAGUCAUGCAAAAUGGAUGAUAUCUUCAGAAAUAUGUUGAAUCAACUACUUGGCGACAGCAGCGAAGUAAACUACGACACAUCAAGGAUGGGCAUUGAGGUAUUGAAAGAAGAGUUGAAGAGAUUUCUGGAGGACAAGAGUUACAUAAUUGCAUUAGAUGAUAUAUGGAGAGCUCCAGUUCUUUUGGAAAUUAGAGAUACCCUUUUUAAUAGUGGCAAGGGAAGUAGAUUAAUCAUUACAACUAGAAUCGAUGAAGUAGCUGCAAUUGCUGAAGAUGCCUGCAAGAUCAACCUUGAGCCUCUAAGCAAGUAUGAUGCAUGGAUUUUAUUUUGCAGAAAGGUAUUCUGGAAAACAGAAAAUCAUGCUUGCUCCCCGGAAUUGCAGAAGUGGGGUGAAAAGAUAGUCAAUAAAUGUGAAGGUUUGCCAUUAGCUAUUGUUGCAUUGGGGAGCUUACUAUCACUAAGAGAUAAAACAGAGGCAGUUUGGAAAUGUUUCCAUAGCCAAAUAAUUUGGGAGUUGCAGAACAAUCCAGACAUAAGUCAUGUGGAGUGGAUCUUGAAUUUAAGUUACAGGCAUCUGCCAAAUCAUUUGCAGAACUGUUUCUUAUACUGUGCGAUGUUCCCGGAAGAUCAUCUCCUUCGGAGGAAGAAGCUGAUCAGAUUGUGGAUCGCAGAAGGAUUUGUUGAACAAAGAGGAUCAAUCAGCUUAGAGGAGGUUGCUGAAAGUUAUCUCAUAGAACUCGUCCAUCGGAGCAUGCUUCAAGUGGUAGAGAGGAACAGUUUUGGCAGGAUUCGACGUUUCCGGAUGCAUGAUCUUGUACGUGAACUAGCCAUUAAAAUGUCCGAAAAAGAGAGUUUCAGUUCACUUCAUGAUGAUACUUCUGGAGUUGUACAGGUAGUGUCAGAUUCUCGUCGUGUGUCGCUGAUCCGAUGCAAGAGUGAAAUCACAUCAAACCUAGCUUCAUCGAGGCUUCACACUUUUUUGGUUUUUGACACAACCAUGCUUCAAUGUUCAUGGUCUUGUUUUGUUCCACCCAAAUCUAAAUAUCUUGCAGUGCUGGACUUGUCAGGCUUGCCCAUUGAGGCUAUCAGCAAUUCGAUUGGGGAAUUGUUCAAUCUUAAAUAUUUGUGCCUCAAUGAUACUAACCUGAAGUCACUCCCAAAAACUAUCACCAGACUUCACAAUUUAGGGACCUUAAGUCUUGAAAGGACUCAGGUAACAAGUUUUCCAGAGGGGUUUGCAAAAUUGAAGAAACUGAGGCAUGUACUUGUCUGGAAAUUACUGUACAAUGAGCACUCAAGUUUCAGUAACUCCUUGGGUAUGGGAACAAUUGAAGGUCUUUGGAAUUUGAAGGAAUUGCUUACUUUGGAUGAAAUUCGGGCAAAUAAAAAAUUUGUCAGUAGGCUAGGGUAUUUGGCCCAACUAAGGAGCCUUUACAUUUCGGACGUAAGGAGUAACUAUUGCUCAGAAUUGUGUUCUUCACUAUAAAAAAUGCAACACCUCUUGAGAUUACAUGUGAAAGCAAGCAAUCAAGAUGAAUUGCUCAGGCUGGAAUCUUUGCAAUUGCCUCCUGAACUCCAAACACUUCAGUUGACAGGGAAGUUGACAGGAGGAGUGCUGAAAUCUCCAUUAUUGUUCUCAGCUAAUGUAAAUUCCCUUGUCAGACUGAGUUUAUGCUGGUGCGAUCUUACAGAAGACCCAAUCCCAUAUCUCUCCAAGCUAUCAAAUUUAACAAGUUUAAAUCUUCGGAGAACACCGGUGCAGGGGUCCCACAUGUUGGCAAAGCUUGUGCGGUGGUGGAGCAUCGGUGCGCCAGCCGUGCCUUUGUUGGUCUAGUGGCGGUCGGCCACGCUUAGCGGCGGCCGAUCCGGUACUAGCCUUCUCCUGGGCGUGUGUGUUGGCGAUGUCGUCGUGUGGGUGGUGGUAUUUUUUUCUUUUCCUGGUUACGACUCUCCAGGGUUAUAAUCUUAUACUUUUUUUCCUGCUCUAUCAAUAGAACUUCGCACCGUCUCGUGCGAGUCGUUCAAAAAAAAAAAAUCUUCGGAGAACAUAUAAUGGGCAUCAACUAAGGUUCCAUGCAGCCUUGUUCCCAAAGUUGAAGGGGAUGACCUUGCAAGACAUGGUAGAAGUUAGAGAGAUUUACAUGGAUGAGGGAACAUUGAUCAGUCUUGAGUAUCUAAAACUUGAUGGUCUCAAACAACUUGCCCAUGUUCCUGAUGGUAUUGAGUUUCUCAUCCUUAAAGGAGGUAUAUUUUUGGACCUUACAUGCUCAUUUCAGGGGAAAUUUACAAGAAAGUGCUAGAAUGGGAAGACUAAAUCAUAUAUCAGCCAUGAACUUGCGGUAAAACAAGGCAAGUAAAGCUCCAUAACCAGUUAACCACUUCUGCCUACUAUAUGCAUGAGGUAUGGCCGCACGGUACUACGGAGACAACACACAUAGGCUGUACAAACCAGGAUCAAAGUUUGGUGGUGAUUCCCUCAAAAAAAAAAUGGUGCUGAUACUUUAUGACAAUUUAUGUUCUUGUCCUUGACCAUUUAUGUGCUUCAUUAAUAGUCAUUAUUACCAACUUACCGAAAUGUAGUUACUGGGGCCAAUCUUCUCUAGUGAUCAGUUGGGUCAGUACGUUAAGCCAUUGGGCCCAUUUGAUUUUGAGAAAACAAAACAUUAAAAUUUUAUAGGAUUAAAAUCGUAUAGAAAAAUUUCAUAUGAAAACCUUUGAAACAAUCAUAUCCUAUCCUUUAAAAUUCUGGAAUUUUGAAGAAAAUUUAGUAGGAGCUCCAAUCUUUUACAAAUUUUCCUUUGAGUAUCUCUCGUUCAAUUCCUAUGUUUUUCUUGUGAUCAAAUCAGACGGUCAUUCAUGUGUUUUGCAAUCGUCUGUUUUACACUUGUAUUUCUAUUAGAAUCUUACGUUUUUAUAUUUCUUCAUUUUUCCAUUCCUACGAUUCAAAGGUCCCGAAGAUCUCAAGCACAAGUUGAAAAUUCAUUUUUAUACGGAGAUGAUGAUCACCAUGACAUGGAUCAUAUGGAAGCGUUCUAUAUUUCGGUUCAAAAUUUCUGCAACGUUGGUUCCUUUGAUCCCUUUGCCCGCCCCUCUCCCUCGCAAAUUUUGUUUAAAUUCAGUCAAUUUGCUCAAUGUUUGAAAAGUUGACGAAACCAAUUUUCUAAAGUUUCAGUUCUAUUGAUCGACCCAAAAUGGUUUUGCUUUCCGCAAUAUGGAAUCCAUGCAUAAGGAUCACGCACAAGAAACAACAAAUUCUUCAUUCAUCGCAACCCAGCAACAUAAGCGCGCAUAGACUUUCAAAUAUGAAUUAGCCAUUGUUAUAAAUCGGGCAAAGAAAAAUACACCCCGAACACUACCUCGGUUCUCAAAUAGAUGGCUUUUAAAAUGCGUCUAGUUAAACAUACAAAAAGCAGGUUGUCAGCAAAUGUAAAAAAAAAAUCAUAUCAGAAGUUGAAAAUAGUAGUUGUAAUAAAAAUAUUUUUAUCUAAAUAUAAUUUAUAAUUAUAAAA
Molecule: messenger RNA, 4799 nt
Organism: Oryza sativa Japonica Group (Japanese rice)
Lineage: Eukaryota; Viridiplantae; Streptophyta; Magnoliopsida; Poales; Poaceae
Source: RefSeq, a predicted model, not a curated record